AUGGCUCCUAAACUGGCGCACGUCAACAUGAUGACCGACACUAUUGUCGCGAACCUCCCUCCGGAAGCACUGCGCUCCAUCGUUCGAUCUCUACUAGCAUCGCAACCGGGAUUCACAAAAGUAUUUGAAGAAAACACAAGAGCCUAUCUUCAGUCUACAUCGCUUGGUGGUUUGGAGCAUAUCUCGCGAGAAAGCCUCAGCGCCGCACAGACGCGAAUCCGAUGCAUGCUAGGCUGCGGCAUGUGCUAUGAGAGCUUGCCUGUGCUCGGUUCUAUUGUCGAGCAUGCAAAAGGUGCUGGUGAUCAGGGAGAUUUUAUUCAAUCAAUUGAUGCAGAUAUUGUGCAAGCAGCCACGGCAGUGCAAAAAUCUCUGCCUGGGUCGACGGACGAGAAAGCUGUCCUGGAUAAAUUUUACGACGCUCUCACAGCUUCUCACAGUCAAUACUCUUCAAUAAACCAGGACUUUCCAUUCGAGAGAGGAUUAAUGGCUGUAGCAAACCUCCUUGGUCAUUCUGCGCCGAUUCUUCAGACGAAUAGUUUCACAUCAAAUGCACGCCCAGAUCUUCCACCAGCAGAAACAUUCCAGCUGGGCAGCCGUCACCUGCCACGGAUUUUUUCUGGUCUGUGGCAACUAUCAAGCCCGGCAUGGGGUGCAGCACCAAUAUCCAAGAUUCUACAACAGUUUACACAAUACACACAAAGCGGGCUCACUGCUUUUGACAUGGCUGACCACUACGGCGAUGCUGAAAUUAUCUUCGGCCGUUUUCGAUCUUCGUAUCCCCAUAGCAGCUCUCUCUUCGCAGCAACAAAGUACUGCGUCUUCCAGCCCAUGACUGUUUCGCCGGAUGCAGUCCAGGCCAACAUCGCUGAGCGAUGCCAGCGUCUACAGGUGGACCAAAUCGACUUGUUACAAUUUCACUGGCAGUUUUACGAUGAUCCACAGUAUAUCAAUGCGCUGAAAUACCUCCAGCAAGACGAGCGAGUAGGAAUGCUAGGUCUCUGUAAUUUCGACACAGAGCACAUGCAGCGUGUUAUUGACAGCGGUGUUACUAUACAUUCCAACCAGGUUCAGUUUUCUUUGAUUGACUCGCGCCCCGUCGUCAAAAUGGGCACAGUGUGUGAGAAACACAACGUCAAGUUGCUGACUUACGGCACACUAUGUGGCGGAUUCCUGGCCGAAAAGUGGCUCGGAAAAGCAGAACCAGGGCUCUAUGAUAGUGAAAUCACACCCAGCCAGAGAAAGUACUUCUCUAUGAUUCAAAGCUGGGGCAACUGGUCUCUCUUCCAAGAACUACUACAAACCCUGCAGUCCAUCGGAACCAAGCACAACGUCUCCAUAUCAAACGUUGCAACCCGCUGGGUCCUCGACUUUGUGUAUGUAGGUGCAGUUAUUGUCGGAGCACGCAUGGGAGUCAGCGAGCAUGUAGACGAGAACAGAGCGAGCUUUGGCUGGUCUAUGGACAAGGCUGACCAGGAGGCGAUCGAAGUCGUGCUUGGACGCAGUCGGCGGUUGGAGAUGUUUGAGGUGAUGGGAGAUUGUGGUGGGGAGUAUCGGUGA
Molecule: messenger RNA, 1557 nt
Organism: Talaromyces rugulosus
Lineage: Eukaryota; Fungi; Ascomycota; Eurotiomycetes; Eurotiales; Trichocomaceae
Exons: 6
Coding region: 1-1557 (518 amino acids)
Source: RefSeq, a predicted model, not a curated record